GCAGGCGCCUUUUGGCGUUACAACCCAAAGCUGUUCAGGUAUCAAGAAAAGCAUCUUCGCGCAAUUCACGCCCACAAUCCAGCCCUCACCCGUAUCCUCCCAUCCGUAUACCCAGCAAUCACGUUCAAUGUAGGCAACGCCAUCAUAUGCUGCAGGCACCGUGAUCCAAGCGACUUAGCGCAUGGCUGGUGUGCUAUAUGGGCUGGGGGUAAUUAUAAUCCCGACAUGGGAGGGCACCUCAUUCUCUAUGAAUGGGGACUCGUCAUAAGGUUUCCACCGGGUUCUGUCAUCUUUAUCCCUUCCAGUAUUGUUAACCAUGGCAACACACUUAUUCAAGAAGGUGAAACCCGGGUCUCAUUCACACAAUAUUGUUCAGGAGCGCUCAUACGAUGGGCCGAGUUUGGA
Coniophora puteana RWD-64-598 SS2 is the source of this 405-nucleotide messenger RNA. RefSeq lists its product as uncharacterized. The transcript has a single exon. The annotation marks the transcript as partial. NCBI's taxonomy places the organism in Eukaryota, Fungi, Basidiomycota, Agaricomycetes, Boletales, Coniophoraceae. The record is from RefSeq and is a predicted model, not a curated record.